AUCACCACCGCAUUUUGUCAUCUCUCUUUUUUGUUUAUUGGAUGUCAGUCAACCCAAACCCCCUUUAACUUCCCGAUUCCUCAAAGUUGCAAAAAUCAGUCCUUGUCUUGUCGUCGUGUGCUGCUACUUCUGCCAAUCUGCCUGUGCAAGAUGCAGGCCCCUGUCUCAGCAAUCACAUCACAACGUCACCUGCUCCUCUGCACUUGCCCGCUGGUGUCUAGCGCAUCCAUAACGGUGCAGCUGCAGAUGCCCUGGUCAUUUUUUUUUUUUUUUUUUGUUUCUAUAUUGACAUCGUAA
Molecule: messenger RNA, 297 nt
Organism: Pyricularia pennisetigena
Lineage: Eukaryota; Fungi; Ascomycota; Sordariomycetes; Magnaporthales; Pyriculariaceae
Exons: 1
Source: RefSeq, a predicted model, not a curated record